AUGUGGUUGAAAUUACUAUCAAGGAGUUCAAUUGAAGAUUUGAUCAAGCCUCAACUUGUUAACGGAAGCUGGAGAAGACCUGCAAUUGGAGGAAAGUAAAAGGCAGACUUGAGAUAAUACUUCUAAAAAGCUGGUGUACCCUGGAUCUACGAGAAGGAAACACCAGAUGUCCACUUUGAAUCAACAUACAAUAGAAAGCCAAAGGGAUCUGCAGUAGAAAGAAACUACGAAGUUAGACUUGCUUCAAUUCGAAGAGCAUUGUCUACUUAGGACGAAAGGCUUGAUAAGAUGAGAUAAGAAAAGAUCCAAAGCAAGCCAUACAAGGGCUAUGAUCGUCUUAUGGCUGGAGUACUAAAGGCUUUGAACCAAGGAGAGGGAGAGCAAAAGAGAGGUAGUGCCAAAUAAUAAAUGCUUGCAUAGAGAGCAGUCGAGCUUGCAGAAAAGAAAUCACUUGGUAUUAAGGGCACUUCAAAGAAAUAGGGAUCUAAAUCUGGAAUUACUUCAAAGGGUGGUCACUUCGGAAAGAAGGAGAGAGAAGUUUUCGAGAUGACCAAAGGCAAUUUAGGCUAUGAAAUGGGAGGAAAGCAUACAUCUGAGGAUGCAAAUGAGGAUAAAAAGACUAAAUGA
This is a messenger RNA of Stylonychia lemnae, 627 nucleotides long. NCBI's taxonomy places the organism in Eukaryota, Ciliophora, Spirotrichea, Sporadotrichida, Oxytrichidae. The record is from the annotation of a GenBank genome assembly.